UUUCAAUGCAAGAUUUUUUCUUGCAUAAAUUAUGCUCAUGACGUAGUGCAAAAGGCCAAUUUCGAGGCAAUUUUGCCCAACUUUUCUGCACAAAUGGGACAUUAUGCGUCACCUUUAGGUUUUUGCGCGGUCAGAAGAGUUUGAGAAAGGACGUCGUCAUUAAAUAUUUAGACAGAGGAGCUGCUAACGCUGCAAACCUCCUUAUCAAUGCAAAUAGGUCUUUUGUGUGCAGUCACAGCGCCUGUCUGGGAGCUGAGGUGAAUUUUUAAUUAUGUGUGACUGAAACAAACUGUGACAGGACCUAUCCAAAAGCGGCCGAUGACGGCAGACGAGCGUCUCUAACGCGAAUACAUGGAAAUCAUCAAGUCAUAACAGAGAACCAUGGCCUCCCAGGACCAACCAGCCAAAGAUGUGUCACUCACUGUCAAUGAGCAAGUCAUUGUAAUGUCCGGACAUGAGACCAUUCGUGUGCUUGAGGUAGAAGUGGACACGCCACAGUCUUCAACAUUACCAGAUGGAAAAGGAGAGCCAAAGAGUGAAGAUGGACCUACAGAGCAAUCAGACAGCUGCACACCACUGGACCAGAGCACAGGGGCAGUGGUUUUGGGUGAGCAGCCAACUCCAGCUCCUCCAGUUCAAACUUUAACCCCCUCUGUCCCCAUCAGUGUGUCCCUGCCCCAAGCUCAGGCUACAGUUCCCAUCACGGUACAGGGCUGCCCACAGGUACUGACCCAGGAGAGUUUGGCCACCUUGAUGACAGGCAUGGCACAGGCUGGGACUCUGGGCCAGCCUCUGCUCAUCCCACUGAACAUGGCGGGGUCUCUGGGUGGACAGGGUAGCCUCGCGGUGCUCACUCUCCCCACCACAAACGUUGCCACGCUCCCGGGGCUUGCUGCAGCCACUACAGCAGGAAACCUGCUCAAACUGCCCUUUGCUGGGCUCCAAGCUGCUGCAGUGUUGAAUUCAGUGCAGCCUCAGCUCCAGACCGGUACACAGGCGGUUUUCCCUUCUCCCGCCGCUCAGCCUGUUCAGUCCCAGGCCCCACCCACCCCGGUUUCUACGGCAGCAGCCCCCAUGCCCCCCGCCUCCUCCGCUGUCUCCCAGUCUAUACCUGUGGCUGCUCUUCAGACUGCUGGCCUCUCCAUCAACCCAGCCAUAAUUAACGCUGCCACCCUUGGAGCACAGACUCAGUUCCUCGGGUCCAUCGCCUCCACUCCGAUCUUCACCAACGCCAUGUCCAAUAUGGCUGGAAUCACUAGCCAGAUUAUCACCAACGCCCAAGGACAGGUGAUAGGGACCCUGCCGUUGUUGUUGAACCCCUCUCUGACGGGCGCAACCCCCACCCUCCCGCUGCAGGGGCUCCAGGGGCUCCAGGUGCAGACGGUUUCACCUCAGAUCCUGUUUAAUAACCAGGGCCAGAUCAUCGCUGCAGUGGGAAACGGACCAGCCACAGUCGCCUCCUCCGCCUCAGUGCAGCCCAAGACCACUGCAGCUUCACUUCUGUCGAAGUCUAAUGCCCAGGCUUCUAUUACUGCUGUCAGUCAGUCUCCGGUUGUCAUUGCACCCUCUCCCUCUGUUCUGAAGUCUGCCCCCACACUAUCCUCCACUGGGCCCAUCACCUGUGCAGAUGUGGCCAAAGUGGGACAACUCGUCAACAAGCCCCAACCUGCAGUCAGUGGUGAGGAAGGCAUUAAUCUGGAGGAAAUUCGAGAGUUUGCCAAGAAUUUUAAGAUCCGCCGUCUGUCCUUAGGGCUCACACAGACACAAGUGGGACAGGCUCUAACCGCGACUGAGGGCCCAGCGUACAGCCAGUCUGCUAUCUGCAGAUUUGAGAAGCUGGACAUUACCCCCAAAAGUGCUCAGAAACUCAAGCCCGUUCUGGAGAAGUGGCUGGCUGAAGCAGAGCACUGGAACCAGAAAGGACAGCAGAAUCUGAUGGAGUUUGUUGGCGGAGAACCUUCAAAAAAACGAAAACGUAGAACCAGCUUCACUCCCCAGGCUAUCGAAGUCCUCAACUCCUACUUUGAGAAAAACGCACUCCCGACUGGUCAAGAAAUUACCGAAAUUGCACGAGAACUGAACUACGACAGAGAAGUAGUACGUGUUUGGUUCUGCAACAGACGCCAGACUUUGAAAAACACAAGUAAAAUCAACGUCUUUCAGGCUCAACAGUGACCUCUUCUAACUCCACUAACUUUUUUGUCCUGUUGGUUCAUGGAUUUCAGUGUAAUUCAAAGUUUGGACUCUUGCCAUAGCAAUAAACAACUAACUAGAAUAUACUAAAAUGGUCAAAUGUUCUCAAAAUGGCACCCAUAACAGGACACUGACACUAAUGAAUAUAAAUUGCAAACUGUUUUUUGAAAAUGAAGGAAAUUAUAUUGUUAUUGCUACAUUUCAACGCUGUCUACUACUAUAGUUACUACUUCUUUCUUGUUGUCAAAUCAAGUAAAACUGCAUGACCAUAUUAUAUACAGUGAUAAUAAUGUUAGCUUAUGUUAUUUAAACACAUCUUUACAGCUUAUACAUUUAAAAUCUAUUUACAUGUUUUACAUCAUUUUACAUUAACUUGAAUCUGAAUCUGAAUCUACUUUUUUCUUAUCCACAGCCUCCUACCUGUAAGUGUUACAGUGUUGUCAUUUAUUAUACUUUUAAAAUUGGUACUUUGGUUGGUGCUAAAGAGUUUGUUGUAGGCCAAAAAUUGUAUUCUAAAUUUCUUUUGACAAUCAUUUCAUCAUGAACUUUCUUCAGUUUACCCAAUAAGUAAGGAUCUUACUAUUGUAUUCAUUUUAAACCAUGUAUGUCCAAAAAUGCUCUGACAUGUUUUGCUCAUAUAAGGUAUAAAUACAUUUCAGUAGUCUCAUUUCAAAUGAAUUCAAAGGGUUUAUGUUAUGUCUAUGUCACUCCUUUUUUCCUUUAUUGUACUUAUUUUAUGUACUACCUUCCUCUUUGUAUUUUUGUAAGUUAUAUUAACAGCUUCAGUGAUCCUAGCUUGUCUAAUGCAUCAGUGCCACAUUUUUGUGAUAUUGUUUUAUUUGUAUAUUUUAAGACAAGGUGUAUUUGGUACUUGUAAAAGUAAUAUGCAUUUAUUGUUGUGGCCAUAGGUUUGGUCUGUGCAUGUACAGUAUAAAAGUAUCCUUUGAAAGGACAAUAUAAAGGCAGUUUUUUCCUCUCGUUUUGCACUUAAAAACAUUUAAGAUGAAAUACUGUUUUUGAUCUGCAUUGCUUUGUAAAAACUGUAACAUUACUCCAAU
Messenger RNA from Boleophthalmus pectinirostris (great blue-spotted mudskipper), 3251 nucleotides. RefSeq names its product POU class 6 homeobox 1 (gene pou6f1). The transcript is spliced from 11 exons. The record is from RefSeq and is a predicted model, not a curated record. Gene Ontology annotation, molecular function: RNA polymerase II cis-regulatory region sequence-specific DNA binding; DNA-binding transcription factor activity, RNA polymerase II-specific. Gene Ontology annotation, biological process: regulation of transcription by RNA polymerase II. Lineage: Eukaryota; Metazoa; Chordata; Actinopteri; Gobiiformes; Gobiidae. The coding region runs from base 382 to 2175 and encodes 597 amino acids.